GUCGUGCAAUGAAAUUUUUCCUGGUAGUUGCUAAGAACAAAUUAUUAAUAACGAAUUAUUUUGUCCUCAGCCGAAAUUAAAUCAAUAUAACUGUUACACAGGAACGCCCUUUUUAGCGAAUUGAAUGGUUUGCAAAUUUUCAAUAAUACGAAUAUUCCUGCUCUGUUUUCGAACUCUUCCUGAAUUUUGGAUCUGGUAAAAAAUGCAGACCUCACUUUUGUUCGGUCCAUAUAAUUGCUUAACAAGUCACACGCCUCUUGGCUUGAUUGUACACUUGACGCUCUUCACAAACCUACUAGUUGGAAUAAGCACAUUGGAGUACACAUCAGUGAUAAGUACACGCUACGGGCAACUAAGAGGUGUGUACCAGCACAUUCCAGGGGCGGGACGUGUGGCCAAGUAUUUAGGCAUUCCGUAUGCAACACCUCCGAUUGCCGGCAACCGUCUUAGCCCAACAAGAGCUCCGUCACAAUGGCGAAGCAUAUUAGAUGCGACCGUCAUGCCGCCAGCCUGUCCACAAAACCCGCCCAAGAAAUACAUGAGCCUCUUGCAAAGGCAGAGCGAAGACUGCCUUUACCUCAACUUAUAUGUUCCAGAUGGAGCCAAGGGGCUGCCCGUGACUGUUCUCUUGCACGGGGAAAGCUUUGACUGGGGAGCAGGCAGCCUGUACGACGGCUCCUACCUCGCCUCCCACGGCCAUGUGCUGGUGGCAACCCUCAACUACAGGGUCGGGGUGUUGGGAUUUUUCAACGCGAUGCAGCCAGGCUCGCGCCCGAUCGUCGCUAACUACGGUCUGAUGGACCAGCUGGCAUCGUUACAUUGGCUGCAGGAGAACAUAGGCAGGUUCGGUGGCGACCCGGCGCAGGUGACCGUCAUGGCUCACAGCUACGGCGCAGCCUGCCUCUCCCUGCUCAUACUCUCGCCCGCCGCCUCGGGUGAGUUGGCGCAGGUGACCGUCAUGGCUCACAGCUGCGGCGCAGCCUGCCUCUCCCUGCUCAUACUCUCGCCCGCCGCCUCGGGUGAGUUGACGCAGGUGACCUUCAUGGCUCCCAGCUACGGCGCAGCCUGCCUCUCCCUGCUCAUACUCUCGCCCGCAGCCUCGGGUUCUGGUUUGUUCCGGCGAGUAGUCCUGAUGUCGGGCACGGCCCUGAGCCCGUGGGCACUGGUGCGGGAUCCUGCUCAUUAUGCCCACCAAGUGGCCACGCAGCUCGCAUGCCCCUUCCCUCAGCAGCCUGCCACGCAUGCUGCAUACGAAAAGCUUCUUCACUGCAUCAGGAACAGAUCUGUCGAACAAAUUCUCAAGGUGCAGUUGAGUUCACCUCAAUUCCUGUCAGCCAUCGGUCCGAGCGAGGACGGCGUCACAGUCAAACCAGACUGGAGACAACGGCUGGCAAAUCUGGGUUCGGACGGCAAGACUCAAGUUGAAGUACUCCUGGGCGUUUCGGAAGUGAUGCGUGACAAGAUCUUCACUGAAGAACAAGAGGAGAAAGGCAUCGACGCGAACACUCGAGAUAAACUCGUCAGGACGUUUGUAGCGAAUAACUACCACUACCAUCUGCAGGAGCUGGUGCUCGCGAUCACAGCAGAGUACACCGACUGGGCGCGCCCCUCGCAACACCCGCUGGCCCUGCGCGACAUGACCGCUGAGGCGCUACACGACGCGUCCCUUGUCGCCCCGGCGCUCACGGCAGCCAACAGCUUCAGCUCCGCUAAACGCAACACAUUCUUCUACGUGCUCGACAACAGACCCAGAGAUCAGUCUCAGGCACCUUUGACGGAGCUCGACUUGCUGCUUGGGAGUCCGCUGGGUGCCAACCAUCCUCUCCAGCCGCCCAGGAACUAUACAAAGCAAGACAAACUCUUGAGUGAAGUGGUCAUUCAGCUGUGGGCCAACUUUGCCAGGACCGGGGACCCCAACGGCGUGGAGUACAACUCGAGUGCCGUGCCUGCCGCGGCCGACCACGACCGCUCCCAGUACCGCGCUACCUCGUGGGAGCCUUACGACAUCGAACACAAGAAGUACCUCGAGCUUGGCCCAGGCAGGGGCAGAGUGCGUGACCACUACAGGGCUCCUCAAGUGGCCCUCUGGACUUGGUUGUUGCCAGCCCUCGAGAAAGUGGGCUCAAGAUUUGGUCCUGAUUCAUCUUUCCAUGACGCAUACGCAAGUUCCGACUCAUUUUCAGGGCCAACCCGACCUAGGGCUUUGCUUCCUUUAACUUCAACACGAACACCAACAUUAAAAGAUCCUCACCACCCAGAUAGUGGCCUCAAUAGCGACUUAAGUAACAUGACGAACCCCACUAUGAGCAUCCACGAUAUGAUGGAUACCAUCGAAGCCGUCCAGGUGACAGGCAAAGAGAGUUUUAUGGAUGAUGUCCACUACACUACUGCGCUCAGCCUCACCGCAGCCUUGGGCAUCUCUUUGCUACUGCUUAACAUCCUGGUUUUGGCAGCAUUCCAUUACCGGAGAGGAGUGGCGUCUAAAUCAGAAGGUCAUAACUCAGGACGAAAUAGAGGCCCUACUGCUGGGUCAUCUCCGUCUCACUGCGAGACUCUCCCUUCCUCAGAUACUUUACGAUCCCUGGCUUGUCCUCAGGACUGGCCUCCAGACUACACGGUGUCGUCAUGCGUGGACUCGGAUCAAAUUGCUUCCAUGCAUCCAUGACAAUUACCUUUAGAUUUGACGUUGCCGCCUGCGCCGGCUAAUGUCCCCAGUCCUGUUUCCUCGUGGACAAGCACGACAGCGAACGUUAUCGUCACAGUACAAAGUCCAGUUACAUCACACGGGGUUUCAACUUUCAAUAACAAGACGCAGUGCCACUUCGCUCAUCAUUCUCCACUUCUGCACAAUCCACAAGAAAAUAAGUCAAGCAUUCAGUCGUGUCCUGUAGGAAAUUUUUCUCUUCAACCAGUAAAGCAUUCACAAAUCAAAAAAAUUCAGCAACAAGAGCACACACAGCAACAGCAGCAAACACAACACGCACUCAAACGUCAGUCCGACAAAGCUCAAGAGUCUCAAGUUCAAACACCGCCCCUUACUUCUUCUCUCCCCGAUCUCUAUCCUGCUUCGUCAUCGCCGAAUUCACACCUCACAUUCCUUUAGUUAUCCGCUGAAAGUUUCGUCUCGUUUGGCUAAAUGUGUGUCUGUGAUGACAUUAUUAUUACAAAGCAGUGUUUCUACACGCUAUUGCGCAAGUGUUAAUUUGCCAAGAACAAAAAAGCGUGUUCAUCCGUGGCAGAAGCUGUUUUUCAACAGUCAUUUAUUGAGUACCUUGAUUCGAUAAGGUCGCGAAGCUCAUAUUUUUUACUUGGUUGAAUCUUUCAACAUAUUGUACAGUGUACAUACAAAACGUUCGUAAGAAAUAUGAGUGUAAAUGUAUUGUACAUAGCCAAAGAGUUGGUCGACGAAAAAGUACUGAAAACUUAUCUUUAAUAACCUGAUCAUCGAAUGUCAAAGUAU
Hyalella azteca is the source of this 3460-nucleotide messenger RNA. RefSeq names its product neuroligin-1. Gene Ontology annotation, cellular component: synapse; cell surface; postsynaptic membrane. Gene Ontology annotation, biological process: synaptic vesicle endocytosis; neuron cell-cell adhesion; presynaptic membrane assembly. The coding region runs from base 203 to 2665 and encodes 820 amino acids. The record is from RefSeq and is a predicted model, not a curated record. The transcript has 10 exons. Gene Ontology annotation, molecular function: neurexin family protein binding; signaling receptor activity. Lineage: Eukaryota; Metazoa; Arthropoda; Malacostraca; Amphipoda; Hyalellidae.